Aedes albopictus (Asian tiger mosquito) is the source of this 1933-nucleotide messenger RNA. Its product is annotated as maltase A3-like. The record is from RefSeq and is a predicted model, not a curated record. The transcript has 4 exons. The coding region runs from base 51 to 1895 and encodes 614 amino acids. Gene Ontology annotation, biological process: carbohydrate metabolic process. NCBI's taxonomy places the organism in Eukaryota, Metazoa, Arthropoda, Insecta, Diptera, Culicidae.
ACGACGAUUAGUCUGUUUGUUGCUUACACGCGUUGUGCACGUCGGUUGUGAUGUUGCCACGAAUUUUAACUGCGUCGAUACUGUUUGUGGGGUUGAUCCUGGUGGGAGUUAGCGCGCGGCGGCCACUCGGGAUCAGGGAAGCGCUGUUGGCUUUGAAAAGGAAUCCACCUCCGGAUAACAGCUGGUGGAAAACGGCCGUUUUCUAUCAGAUCUAUCCACGAUCGUUCAGAGACAGCGAUGGCGACGGGAUCGGUGAUCUGCGGGGGAUCAUAGAAAAGCUACCGUACUUGAAAGAUCUUGGAGUCCAUGGUUUCUGGAUGUCUCCGAUAUUCAAGUCUCCCAUGGCUGAUUUCGGAUAUGAUAUAUCUGACUACUACGACAUUCAACCGGAGUACGGAACGAUGGCGGAUUUUGACGCCCUAGUAGCGGAGGCGAAAAAGCUGGGGCUCAAGGUGAUCUUGGAUUUUGUUCCGAACCAUUCGAGUGAUGAAAAUGAGUGGUUCGUAAAAUCCGAGAACCGUGAAGCAGGAUUUGAAGAUUUCUACGUAUGGCAUCCUGGUAAACCGAAUCCAGCAGAUUCUUCAAAACCCUUACCACCCAGCAAUUGGGUGAGUUUCUUCCGGGGUAGCGCCUGGCAAUGGAGCGACAAACGAAAGCAAUAUUAUCUGCAUCAGUUCUCGGUGAAGCAACCGGACCUGAACUAUCGCAAUCCAAAGGUCGUUGAGCAGAUGAAGGAUGUGAUGCGGUUCUGGUUGAAACGGGGUGUCGACGGGUAUCGCAUCGAUGCGGUUCCGACGUUGUUCGAAAUCGAACCGGACGCCGAGGGCAACUACCUCGAUGAACCGUUGAGCGGCAACACCAAUGACCCGAACGAUCCUGGCUAUACCAUACACAUCUACACGCAGGAUCGCAACGAAACACUAGACAUGGUUUAUCAAUGGCGAGCGGUGUUGGACGAUUUUCAACGAGAGAAUGGUGGUGAUGCGAGGGUCAUGAUGACCGAGUCCUACUCAAGGAUCGAUAUUGUGAUGCAGUACUAUGGGAACGGAACUGUACCGGGAUCGCAUAUUCCGUUCAACUUCCGGUUCAUAACCGAUUUGGGCAAGGAUUCGUCAGCACAGGACAUCGAGAAUACGAUCAAGUACUGGAUUGGAAACAUGCCUAGCGGGAAAGGGCUGGUCGCUAACUGGGUGAUGGGCAAUCAUGAUCAACAUCGUGUGGCGAGUCGAUUUGGCGAAAACAAAAUUGAUAUUAUGAAUAUGAUUCUGUUGUCACUGCCGGGCGUCGGUAUCUCGUACAAUGGCGAAGAAAUCGGCAUGACGGACGUGUGGAUUUCUUACAACGACACGGUCGAUCCGGCGGCCUGCAACGCCGGUCCCGAUAAGUACCAAUACACCACGAGGGACCCCGAGCGAACCCCCUUCCAGUGGGACGACAGCAAAGAUGCCGGAUUUUCAACAGCGAACCAUACGUGGCUUCCGAUGUCGCCCACCUACAAGGAGGUGAACGUGAAGGUCCAAAUGGCGGCGAACAAUAGCCACCUGAAGGUCUACCGGAAAUUGGCCGCCUUGCGUAGGAGCUGGACGAUGCAAAAGGGAUCGCUGAAAACGGUUGUCGACGGAAAUGUUUUGAUUAUUUUCAGGGAGUUGAAGAACUUUGAAACGAUUGUCACGUUGGCGAACAUUGGAGGUUCACAACAGACUGUGGAUAUUUCUCGGAUGGGGUAUACGCCUUUGAAAGGAUUUGGACAGUACCGUAUUGUUUCGGUGAACUCCGGCCAUCAUGCAGGGGAACCUGUUGCAGUCAACCGAAUCAUUCUGGAGCCAUACGAAUCAGUUAUAAUAAGUGCAGCAAGUAAUUACUACUACUAUGAAGUUCUACCAUCAUCAGGGUAAUUAACCUAGAAUAAACGCUUUAUAUCAAUCACAAAGUA